Carcharodon carcharias (great white shark) is the source of this 796-nucleotide messenger RNA. RefSeq lists its product as uncharacterized. Gene Ontology annotation, biological process: response to bacterium. The record is from RefSeq and is a predicted model, not a curated record. The coding region runs from base 1 to 666 and encodes 221 amino acids. The transcript has 4 exons. NCBI's taxonomy places the organism in Eukaryota, Metazoa, Chordata, Chondrichthyes, Lamniformes, Lamnidae.
AUGAACAGUAACCGAGUGCCCCUGUUGACUCUUGCAAACCUGAAGGCUAAUGUUCUCCGGUGUCGCCUGGUUAACAUGAACAUCAUGAUAUUAAUAUUGAUGCAGAUGUCUAUUUUCUGCCCUGACUGGACACUGAGUGCUGCCGAAGGGAUUCGGGUAUACCAGACCCCAGAUUCUCUGCUUGUGACUGAAGGAGGGACAGCGAACCUGACCUGUGUCUAUUCUGCUGAUGAAAUUCAGGACUUUGUAAUCAACUGGCUUCACCAACCAAGAAACCAAAAUAAUCCGACCUAUAUUAUUUACAUGGACAGAUGCAAGAGUAAUCAGUCAAUCCGGGUAGUAAAUAGAAAAGACCAAGAUCGAAAUGUAUCGCAGAUAUCAAUAAACCGCCUCCAGCCUGGGGACAGCGGCACAUAUUACUGUGAAUUGAUGAGUCUGAAUCCACCGUCCACUGAAGGUAUGAGGGGCAAUGGAAGCACAUUGACAGUUACAGAAUCUUUUAAAGAUCAUGAUUCCUGGAAAGUCAAAGUCCAGUGGUCUUUCCUGCUAUGUCUGCUGGUGAUUUUAUGCGUUGUUUUCCUUGUAGCUGCACGCAACAGGAAAGCGAGACAGAAGCAAUCAGUUGAACACAGCGUUCUGUUUACCGGAACCGUCCCAGAGGCGUAAUAUUCAGCUGUGAAUAUCUGCAAAGCAGAGCCCAAGACGGAAAGUGGAAAUGAAGUGCAAAUGGUUUACUCCCAGCUGUAGUUUAAAGAGAAGGAAGCUCAGUUUCUCAGUAAGCUGCAAUUUACAGUCC